GUUUAUUUACAAAUGAUGGCAGGAGUGGUGCCGAAAAGAGCCACAUCUGGAAGAAAACAAUGGACUUUACAUGGUAAUUCACCCCCCAAAUCGUGCAAUAACACGCACUUCCUGCUAACCUACCGAAAAAACCAUCCCAGCAUGUACGGCCCCCGAAGCUCCCUCAAGCGGUUACGAAGUCAAAUGGCCACCGACGGUUGUCCAGAGUCGCAAGUUGUCUUAGCCAAACAACUCCUGGACGAACAAUGCGAAAUAGAAACUGAAACAAAAGAAAACGAAAGACUGGGUGUGUACUGGCUGAUCAAAGCAUCAGAACAGGGUAAUCUAGAGGCGACGGACCUCCUGAAAACGUGCCUGCAGACCGGAAAGGGAAUCACUGAGUUAAACUAUCUCGACGUAAAAUCAUGUAUAGGUAUGACCCAACACGAGAAGCUCGCGCGCAAAGCGGCGAGAGAAAUGUUCGCGAGUUUAUCCAACGGUGGCGAGUAUAUAACGUCCGACCAACUACAAAAAAAAAUCCUGGCGAUUGAUCGUGAACAGGCGGUGGAGAGCAUCCAGAAGGCGCCGCACCAAAACGGGCAGUUGGUUUGCGACGAAACUGAGUCCGACGAGGACACGGAUUGGUGCCAGAAAUCCGAAAUUAACGAAAAACUCACCGAGGACCAUUUAGUCUCUGCUGCCGUCGAUUACUCCCAUGGACAUCUCCCAAUAGUAAAUCGCACGUUGUGUUUGUCAGAUCCCGAUCUGAAAGCUCUAGAUCAUAUUCCUAUGGUGCAGAGGUCCAUCUUGCACCCGCUCCUAGCUCUAAAAAUUUUAUACUACAAACUAAUCAAGUUCCUGGGGCGAGAAUGCACGUUUUUCUUUCCUCUGGCUAAAUCAGAAGUGCAGCUGCUGGUGCUAAUGCUAGUAUAUGCACUUGUCAGUUCUGAUAACAUUCUCUAUUUUUUUCCAUUGGCGCUCUACUACAUAAGUUUUAUUGUGAUGGUAGUCGUGACGUUCCAAAUGUUACAAGUCAAACGUGAAUUCCACGAUUUUCGGCUGUGGUCCGGUUUGUUCAUUUGCUACUCUGGAGGCGACUUAAAUCCAGAAGAUGCAGAGUUCCUCUACGUGCGAAACAAUCUCAAACCGUAUGGGUUAUUUUUCAGUUCGUUGUUGGUUAAUUUGCUCGUUUACCCCGUCAUAGUCGAGCAGUGGAUCCCCCAGUCUGAGUUAAUGAUAAUUUCGUUUUGUUUGACGUUCGCCACUCUCUUAGGUUUCAUGUAUAAAAAAAGAGGUAAAACGAUUUUCGACCUUUUGGUGUUUUUCAGUUUCGGGAUUAACGUCCUAGCGAAGUACCCCUACGAGACUGACCCCGUGGUAGCGCAAGGUUGGCGCUUCUUAGAUUUAAAAAUCCCCACGUUUGCGAGCUAUGUAGUCGGAAACGGUAUCGAGUUUUGUAUUAAUUUUAGACUGUUGUUGUAUUUGUGUAUACCCCUUUUAUUAGUGAGGAUAGCGUCUAGACACAACUGGAAGGGUACCUACCAGGUGUUGAUCCCCCACUGCGUCACGUUAAGUUGGCUACAAAUUUGUAUCAUCAGCUCUCAAGGGGCUACAAUGUUUGGGCUAUUACGCGGCAGUUUAGCGUUAGUAGGAGUUGUCCUGUUUUUACCUCUAGUCGGUCUAACGAGUGUCAUUUUACCAGCGGCAGCUUUAACAAAGUGGAUCAUAACAUCUAACUUUAUGUUUAGUAUUUUUAUCUUCGCCACCGUCGUCGGUUUAGGAGUAGUUUUAUGUUAUCUUUGUGCCCAAACUCGCUACAAUAAAAUCACAGCUUUCAUUCAGAUGGUGUCAGCAGUUCUUGCUGUGAUCACGCUCGUGAAAUCCGGUUACUACAAGAACGACGAACACUACUUUGACGAAAACAAAUUACCGGAGUAUCUGUCAUGGGACGUUUACCAGAGGUUUUGCCACCAACCCGUCUGGCAAGAAGAAAAUAUAGCCCUAGCACAAAUUAAAUGUGCCGAGUUGGACAAUUCACACAUCAAUUGGGACGGUUAUAUAAACGAUAUCAAACUCAAAUCAAUCUCUAACAGUUUCCAAACAAUCUUCGACCAUUUCCCUCAUUCCAUACGUCAAUACUUGUAUUGUUUCUACGGAGAAGAAAACAAAGACGAUUGCGAUAACUUUCCACUAGCCAUCCGAGAAGAGUGUACUUCUUUUUACAGCGCCAUCAAAUCAACCAAGUCGUGUUCUCUCCAGAAAUAUCACUCGUACACGUUCGAAAUUACAACAAAAGUUCAGUCGGGGAUAUGGGGCAAAAGCCCAGAAGUAACCCUCGUCGUUGACAAUUAUUUUAAAAACUUUACUCUUAAUCUGAAACCGAACGACCAUAUUUGGUUCAAAGGGACGCUUUUUAACAACGAAAUUGCGGGCGCGGAUGGAAUUCUAGGGGGCUUUAAAAUUCACGUCAGGUUGGACGAGAUGGGGUGUCUUGCUUGCAGUAAUGUUCAUCUAACAAGUAUCACGAGGAAAGUGGAAACGAAGUUUGAUAUUAGUAGCGUUGUUGACGCACUCAUCGUGGGUCUUAAGUUUAUUUUAAAUGUAAUUUUAAGUCCUGUUGUAGUUCUCAAAUAGACUGUUACUCACUUUGUAUUAACUUUAUGUUAUUGUAAUUUAUUGAUGUUAAUAAAUGUUAUAUAAAUGUA
Molecule: messenger RNA, 2684 nt
Organism: Zophobas morio
Lineage: Eukaryota; Metazoa; Arthropoda; Insecta; Coleoptera; Tenebrionidae
Gene: wfs1
Product: wolframin
Exons: 3
Coding region: 13-2613 (866 amino acids)
Biological process (GO): calcium ion homeostasis; endoplasmic reticulum unfolded protein response
Cellular component (GO): endoplasmic reticulum membrane
Molecular function (GO): protein binding
Source: RefSeq, a predicted model, not a curated record